AUUCUUGCGUCGUGUACAAACAUGGCUCCCUCGUCAGACCAAACCAUGUCUCGGCCGGAGUCGGCCAUCAUUUCUCCCUCGAUAAAGACGCAUUCCCGCUCGAGGGCCCUGAGUAUAUCGAGCGACAAACCGUCUACCAUUGCGACCAGCUUCAUGUCGCCUCCGCUAACCGUGUCCCCUGAAGCGGCCUUCAUCGCCGCCUCGGCCGCCUCACAAAUCAUCACCAACGACCACGACAGCCACGCCGACACUUGGCUCGACCAGCAUGGCAUUGAGCCCUCCAGCGAACCAGCACUCGUUUCUCCAGCCGCCCUUCAGCUAGUCAAUAACUUUCUCGAUCACCUGCUGUUCAACUUUAUCUCAGUUGCGCGCUCGGCUACGCUAGCUGCCCUUCGUGCAGCCAUAACCGAAGUCCUCAAGCCGAAACUCGCCAAAGAUGUCAUUAGCCAGGCGGAUGAGGAGUUGCAGGAAUACAUGGGAGACACUGAGGAGGACAUAUUAGAUCCCAGCGCAACCAAAGACUGGGACUUGGAGCUGAUCUGGAAACGGACUCGGCUACGAUGUAUGGUAUACUCGUCACUGGGUGACUUGGAAGAGGAGGAUGAGGACUAUUAUAUGGAGAAGGAGCUUCUGAGCUCACGCCAGGAGGAUCAGUCUUCCGAAUUGGUGUCUUCUGCUGCCUCCGUAUUCUUGACCUCGAUCAUUGAAUAUCUCGGCGAACAAGCGCUGACCAUUGCGGGGCAGGCCGCCUUUCAACGCAUUCGUGUCAAGUACGAGAAGGAGUUGAAAGAGGGCCUGCGGAAACACGGCGUGGCAGCAGAACAGAUUGUGGUGCAGGAACACGACAUGGAGCGAGUCGCGCUUGAUCGUACUCUGGGAAGACUGUGGAGGACGUGGAAGAAAAAGAUCAGAUCGCCCUUGAUCACCAAUCUGGACAGAGGCUUGUCCCACUCCUUUUCGAGAGACUCGAUGCGCUCGUCUCGUGGAACACCGACGCACCUGCGCUCAUCUAGCGUCACAGAAACCCCAGUACCCGAAACCAUUCCAGAGCCUACGAACGGAACAGGAGCCAAGGCUGAUGCGAACGAGACCGGGACAAAGAAGACAGCCAAGGAGGAAACGGUGGAGGAGUAUUUGAUUGCUGCAGCCAUUCCUCUGCCAAUGGGUGAGAAUGACGUCGAAGAGAUCGAAGGUGUCAGUUUGUUAGCUCGUUCUCAGAGCAGGGACGGAGCAAAAGAGAGAGCAGCUCGCAAGAGGGCAGUGCGGCCAAAGAGCUUGAUGGUAUGGCCCGUGACCAAGCCUGCCAACCCGCCCACUCCCACUCUGUCGCCGUCGCAUACUCCUCUGUCAGCGUCCAAGAAACGCUCUAAUUCACUCCCAACGCCUACUGCCACUCCCAGCGGUUCGCCUGUACGAACGGAUCCACAAGCGAGCGAACUUGCACCCCUUCCCUCAGCUGUCGAGAGGAAUUUCGAACAGUCUCGGACUUCAGAUGACACGCAGCCGGUUCGGGGCGAAAAGUCAGACAACCUCAAAGGUGCAGAAAUAAGCCCAGUCGAAGCUUCGCUUGUGGGUGCCCCCGCCUCCUCACAGCAGGCUGAGACGAAGCCUCGAACGCAGAAUUCUGGCAAUUCUGAGACCGAAGAUGAGGUCAAGGACAGCGAUGAAAGCGAGUAUGACGAUGAGUUUCUGGACGAAGAACCACAGAUUCUCACCUCAUCAAGGAUAUCCAUCUCUGGCCGAAGCUCAUCUCCCGCGGUGUCUGAGCAAGGAAGACCAGCACCCAUCAACACGACGCUGGGAAGGACUAGAACGCCCAGCAUUUACUCGGCACGCUUGAUCGAAGUAACCAGUCCUCGCAGCCCUAGCACGGCCGCCCGUAACAGCCCGAUACUAGAUUCGAGCGAGCACAUGCGCUUAUCCCGAAGCAGUAGUCUCAGAACGGCCUCAAUCACCGAGGAACGAUUACGAUAUUCGCCGGACAGUGCAUCUGGGGCGCGGAUCUCUGGGCACGGCGGUAACAAGUCGGCGUUGUCUGCUCAAGUUGCCCCCGAAAAUGUCUCUCCUGUUACGGAUGACGGUGUUCUCGAAGCGAUUCCCGAGCCUCCUUCACCAGAUGAGCUUGAGGGUCACGAUUUUUCACGUGGUUCUAACCCCUUUGUAGGCUCAAUUGUUGAGCGUGGGUCGCCCGGCUCAUCUCCCAUCCGCUCCACGCCCAAGAUUACAACCCCCACUAGCUCGGCUGGAACAUUUUACUUUGAGGAUAGGCCCAAACCGGCUCCUAAACACCACGCUCAAAGUCGCCCAAGGGUCUCCGUUGUGCCCGAGAUGCCUGAUCGGAGUUCCAUCAGAAGGAGUCCCAGCAACCAUUCCAUGGAUGAUCGACCGACUUCGAUCGGUAAGAUAUCCGUGCAACGGUCUCGUGGUCGCAGCCCAUCUGAAACAGGCUUCAUUUCUCGGUUCCCGGAACCGCCGAAACCUGGUGUAAUGGUACGACACGAAACAGCGAGCUCGAUAUCGUCCACAUCGACGAGGUCGACGAACAAGCUGAGGCUGGUAAGGACUUCAGAGGAAGGCUCGACGGCGGGACAAUCUCGGCAAGAUGUUGCGCGAAACUUUGAAGAGCUCAUCCAGAGCGAUCAGACCAUCCAAUUCACGCUAACGCCCGAAAGCAUGCGAGACAUUGACUCUCAGUCAACGCGGUCCGUCGGUAGCGCCAUCCUCUCUGUUAAAACCAGGAAGAGCCAGGAUUCCCGUCGAGACUCAGACCGGUCUCGAUCAUCGUCGUCUAAUCGCAAGAAAGAUGCCAAGAAGGACAAGGAUGCCCAUUCGCAGCAUCCCUUGCCCGAGUCGAAUCGCAACAGCAAUAAUAGCACAGCAUCCGGCCCGAUCCUGCAUGCAAUUCCACAACCCCCACGUGCGCACCCGCCGCAAGCGAGAGAUCCGAGAAUAGCCCGAGAGUCGGUAGCUGAUUUUGCCGACUUCAUUCGCGCAACGGGUCCUACUGGCAUUAACACUGCCGCCAUGAAUCGUUCGUCAGGGCAGCAGAGCGGACUCCGGGAUUCUUCCGGGCCUGUCUCUCCUCCUUAUGUUCCCCUUAUUACUGAGGCUCCCCGACCGCUCACAGCCCGACCGCUCACAGCCCGUGAUCCCCAUACCGAGGCGGACGAUAACUCAGAUCUCAUCGACUUCAUCCGACGCGGCCCACCUACCGCGGGCAAUCCACGGAUCCCGCAAGCAGUUGCACCUUUUCGGAGCACGCCGGACUCCGAUCAGAUGUCUACCCUCGAAGCCGGCGGUAAAGCCGCGGAUGCCCAACUACACGACGUCGACGUUAGAAACAGCCAGGCCUCGACCGAUCUCGCCAGUAACUCGAUGCAUUCGCUCCAAUCGUCGGUCAACUCGCAGAGUGCUCUGCUCAGCAAGAACAAGUCCCAGCCUACCACUGCCACCGGGCGAUUUGAAGGAAUAGAGGAGGACGAUGUGGUGAUGCCAAUGCCAUCAGCCAUGCCGCAGCGCAAGCGUCGCGGGCCACGCGACCCGUAUGCUAUCGACCUUACAGAUGAGGAGGACUUUGAUGAGGAUGAUGAUUAUCCGGUGAAGCCCAAGCGACCUCCGACAAACGAGGAGAGCUUGAUGGACUUUCUGCGAAACGUUCCCCCGCCGCCGGAACCCACUGUCUCCCGCGUGGUGACCUCACCCAAGCAGCCGCAACCGAAGAAGAAAUCAAGCGCCACGAGCUUGAUGUCACGAUUCACUAGACGCGAAAGCAAGUCGAAUGUCCCUCCAAGCUCGUCCGGCAGCAUGAGCCCUCAAAGCCCCAUAAGGCCCAACGAAUCCCGAGGUCUCAGCAGACGCCCCAGCGCCAGCAGCGGAAGGGGCUACACCCCGAUUCAAGUUCACAUGCCCCCGGGCGUUGAUCGAUAUGCACCUUCCUCCGUCAAUCACAACCCAAACAUGCCAAUGUCAAGAGGGCGAGGCAUGUCACAAUCAAGCGGCAUCACCGCUCCACGCGUAGCCAUGAAGAGGUUCGAGCCAAGGGACGCCUACGUAGCUCCCACGUCGGAACUCUCGGAUCUGGCUUCGUUCCUGAAGAACUCGACGCCGCCGCCUAGCAUGGGGGCUGCGGCGCCGUUCGACUUUGGCGGGCCGCCGCCGCCGACUGCCAGUGCCACGAGUUCGAGAGGGGGGGAUGGGGUUGGGGACUCGAACAGUUUCUCGAGGGUGUUUUCGAGGAGGAGUAGGAAGGCUAGCGUUGUUUGAGCGACAUCUACUACUCGUUUUUUUUUUCGUUUUUUUUUUUUUUUUUUUUGGUUUUUUCUGUUUUUCAAAACUGCAUAUACUCUACAUCCCUUCUACCAGUGCCUCUUCUGGCAUAAUUGGGCUGCGCAUCGCAUCAUCACACAAUCUAGGCAGAUUUUCUUUUCUCAUUAUUGAUACCAUAACAGACGGAGGGUUACCUUUGCCGAUUGGUUCUUUUACUCGUGUUGUAUCCAUGGUCACAAAGCGUGGGGUUGGGAAAAUCAUGGUAUACGGGUAGUGUCUUGUCUCUUGCUCCUUCUUUUUCUUCUCUUCACUUGUUGAAUACUGUCUUGGAUAUAGGGUUAGUGGAUGCGUUGCAUGACUUGUACUUGAAGGUCAUGAAGAAGCACGGAAGGAAGGCGAGAAAGAAAUGAAAUACGACGAACGUUUGAUGCGCUACUCUUGCCUAUUCACUGGUUCGGCUUCGUGUCCAGAUGUACUGCGUGAUGCGUGAAAAUCCAUCUUGG
This is a messenger RNA of Neurospora crassa OR74A, 4769 nucleotides long. RefSeq lists its product as hypothetical. The record is from RefSeq and is a predicted model, not a curated record. Gene Ontology annotation, molecular function: protein heterodimerization activity. The transcript is spliced from 2 exons. NCBI's taxonomy places the organism in Eukaryota, Fungi, Ascomycota, Sordariomycetes, Sordariales, Sordariaceae. Bases 22 to 4263 code for a protein of 1413 amino acids.